Molecule: messenger RNA, 381 nt
Organism: Exophiala spinifera
Lineage: Eukaryota; Fungi; Ascomycota; Eurotiomycetes; Chaetothyriales; Herpotrichiellaceae
Exons: 2
Coding region: 1-381 (126 amino acids)
Source: RefSeq, a predicted model, not a curated record
AUGGCGAAUUGGAGCAGUACUGUGCCUGCGGGCAUCCUGGGUGGACUCGCUGGAGUCAUGCUCCUUUUCAUCUGGUGGUGGUUUCCUCGCACCUGGAACAAGGGCGUGAGGCAGGACAAUGAUCGACUCGAUGACGUGGAGCUUCAGGCGCAGAGAGCAAUGGUGGUCCAAAAUGCGCGAGAUAUUGUCGACAAUUACCGCGAAGUACUCAAGCAGCGAGAAUUGACCAAGAACGCAAACAUACAACAAUCCACCGACACCGCCACUGAGGGACGGAGCAUUGUGACUGAGUCUACUGCACGAGAAGAGGAAACAGAUCAUGCCAGGUUCGAUACGAACCCACCGCGUCCUGACGGCCGACCUGGCGGUCCAGAAUCUUGA